AUGACAGAAUUGGAAAUAAAUUUGAACAAAUUCGAGAUGCAGGCUUUUAUAAGAAGCCAGGAUUUUCCUCAAAGCAAUCCACAGACAACAGUGAUCCUUCUAGUGAAAAGAAACUACCCAACAGCAGCAACAAUCAACAACUGCAACAACAAUGAUCAAAAUCUUUCCGAUUUUAAUAAAAAGAAAUUAAAGAGCUGUUAUGCUAACCAUUUGUAA
This is a messenger RNA of Brugia malayi, 216 nucleotides long. RefSeq lists its product as uncharacterized. The transcript is spliced from 2 exons. The record is from RefSeq and is a predicted model, not a curated record. The coding region runs from base 1 to 216 and encodes 71 amino acids. NCBI's taxonomy places the organism in Eukaryota, Metazoa, Nematoda, Chromadorea, Rhabditida, Onchocercidae.